Molecule: messenger RNA, 5007 nt
Organism: Tetrahymena thermophila SB210
Lineage: Eukaryota; Ciliophora; Oligohymenophorea; Hymenostomatida; Tetrahymenidae
Product: tetratricopeptide repeat protein
Exons: 1
Biological process (GO): protein phosphorylation
Molecular function (GO): ATP binding; protein binding; protein kinase activity
Source: RefSeq, a predicted model, not a curated record
AUGAAAAUAAACAUAAGUAUCGGUCCUGAAGACAAAUUAAGUAGCUCUGCUUAAUAUAGCAAUGACUUUUAUAAUAAAUUUAUUUUAAUAAAAUAAGCUAUAAAAAAGUUAAAGAAAAAAAGAGAUUCUGUUAUUUAAAAACUGUUAGCCAAAAAAUAAAAUGAAAAUGUUGUCAUUAAAAAUAAGUAAAUUAUGAAAAACUAAAAUAAAAAAUCAAAUCAAGAUUUAGAUACUAAAAUUAUUGAUAAAUAAUCAAGCAAAAUUAAAAAUUAAAAAUAAAAAAUCUAAAAACUCUCAUAAAUAUAAUAAAAAAAUUCUAUUUUAUAAAGUAAGUAACUUAGUGAAUGUCUAGAUUUUUUAAAAUAGAAUAAUUAUAAAAAUUUUUAAUUGCAUUAUGAGUCUACUAAAAAUUAUAUAUUUAUUGCUGAGAAUAAUAAAUUUCCUUCAUAAAUUGUUAUAAAAAUAAUUUAGAUUAACAAUGAUGUCAAUUCAAAUGAUAAUAAUUUUAUUUUUGAAAAAUUAAUUUAGAACGAACAGAUUAUAAAUUAAAUUUAAUAACCAUAACAUAUUGUUAAAAUUUAUGAAUAAUUUUUGUGUGGCAAAUUUAUAAUUUAAAUAAUGGACUACUUUCCUUACAGCUUAAGUUCUAUUUUGGAAGAAAAAGUAAUGGAAAGUUUAUCAACAAAAUAAAUUUAUCUUAUUAUAUCUUAACUAAUCUGUGCAAUGGUUGAAUUACAUAUUCAUGAUAUAUAGCACUUAAACCUUAAACCAUCAAAUAUCUUUCUCACUCGUGAUUGCCAAGUGAAGUUGUCUGAUUACAAAAUAUCCCAGCUGAAUUAGCUUUUAGUUUAAAAAAACCCAUCUCAAGAAGAUAAAAAAUAUUUUUCUUAAGAGCAACUAAAAUCUUUCGAACAAUCAAAAUAAGAAUAAUACUAAAUAAUCGAUGAAAAAUCAGAUAUAUUUAGCUUAGGUUUGAUUUUUUUAAAUUUAAUUGGUGUAAAAAUUUCAAAUGAGAUUGCAGAAUAAAUUAAAAAUGGAGAUUUUUAGAAUUUAUAAGUUAAGGAAGAAUACUAGCAUUUAUAUUAUUUCGUGAGAUAUUAUAUGUUGGAUUAGCUAGCUAGUUUGAGAAAAAGAGCUAUUUAGUUAAAUAUUUAUUUUUUUAAUAUGAUCUCUAAAUUUACUGAAUUUGAAACACAAAAGAAAAGAAUUACUUACUUUUUAAGAAAAUUUAAAGAUUAAAUUUCAAAAAAGUAAUUAGCUUAUGCAUACUGUUUAGCAGGGUAGGUGGGUAUUUGUUAUCUAGAUACUUUCUUGAAGAGUAUUUAGAUAUCAGAAUAAACAAAAGAUAUAAAAUUGGCUGAUUAAUUUUUAUUUAAAUAUUUAUAUGUUGAGGCUCGACUAAACUCAAGAAAUGCUACAACUCAAGAUAUAAUUAAAUGUUUGGAUUUUUUUGCUGGCUGCUCUUUUCAUUAAGAUGAUGUUGAUAUUGCAUAAUCUUUAACCUGUAUAGCGAUGAUUUAUGAAAGAUUAGGAGAUUACUAAAAAGCUCUAGAAUAUGACAUUAUGGCUUACAAAAUGAGAGAAAGAAUCUUCAGCAAAGAUCACCCAGAUGUUGCUGUAUCUUUAAGUAGUUUGUCAGUAUCUUAUGAUAAAUUAUAAGAUUUUUAAAAUGCUUUUAUUUACUGUCAAAAAGCAUUAGAAAUGAGAUAAAGGUUGUAUAAAUGCCAACACACUGAAAUAGCUUAAUCGUUGAAAAGUAUCGCCUUACUAUUUUACAAAUAAUGUGACUAUUAAAACUCGCUAAAAUAUGAUCUAUUUUGCCUUCAAAUGAGACAAUAAUUAUUUUAAGGAGAUCACUUUGAUAUAAUUUAAUCACUAAGUAGUAUUGCAUAAACUUAUGAAAAAAUAUAAGACAUAUAAAAUUCUCUUUAAUACUAUUUAAAAGCUCUUGAAAUAUCUUAAAAUUUGUUUAAAAACCAAGAUAUUCCAUUAAUAGCAGAUUUUUUGAGCAGCAUUGGUGCGAUAUAUAGCAAAAUUAAAGAUACAUAAAAAGCAAUAUAAUAUUAAUUGAUGGCUCUUGAUAUGAAAAAGCGAUUAUUUGAAGAAAGUGAUAUUUAAAUUAUUCAAGCUAUAAAUAUUCUAGCUUUUUCAUAUUCUUAAAGUGAGUAAUACGACUAAGCAAUUGAAUAUUCCUAAAAAUCAAUAGAAAUUAUUUAGACAUUUUUUCCAGAAAAUUUAGCUGAAUUAGCUCAAUCUUUUUCAUUUUUAUCUUUUCUUUUUGAAUAGAAAGGUGAUAUUAAAUCAGCACUAGAUUAAAGCAUUUCAGGUCUUUAAAUUAAAUAAAAAAUUCAAAAAGUGGAUUCGAUAGAAAAUAUUUAAUGUCUUAAGAAUGUUAUAUCCUAUUGUGGUAAGCUUGAAGAUUUUGAAAAAAUAGUUUAAUAUGGAGAAUAAGCUUUUAACAUUUUAAAAAAUAUAAAUGAGGAAGAAUCAAAUGAUGCCGAUUAAAUAUUAUCUAUUUUAGCAUUUGCUUAUGAGAAGCUAUAAAAUUAUCAAAAAGCUGUAGAAUCUAACAUUAAAAUACACAACAUUAAAAUUAAAAAUGGCUAGGAAAACAAAACUAAUAUUUUGGAAUUUCUAAUAAAAAUAAGUACAUAGUAUGAAAAAAUGGAUGAGCAAACAAAUGCAAUAAAUUACGGUUUACAAGCUUUGGAGCUUAAAAAAGAUAUCAAUAAAAAUUAAAUAAACGAUGAUUAAGGACUUAGAAUACUUAAUCAGUUAGCUUAUUUAUAUGAAAAGAUUAAGGAAUACUAAAAAGCUAUAGAAUAUUAAUUGAUAAUUCUUGAAGUUAAACAGUAAAUGUAUGAAGAGAAUCAUGUCGAAAUUUCUAACUCAUUAGCUCAUUUAGCAUACCUCUACAGUUAAAUAGAUGAAGAUGAAAAAUCUGUAUAAUAUGGAUUAAAAUCACUUGAAAUGAAAUAAAUUCUAUUUCCUGAAAAUAGCGAGCAAGUUGCUUCUGGGAUGUCAAACCUUUCGUAAUUUUAUGAUAAAUUAGGCGAAUUCGAUAAAGAGUUAUAAUAUAGCUUGAGCGCAUAUAAUAUCAGAUAGUAAAUUGAUUAGGAUAAAGAUAGUCCUGAGCUUGCGCUUUGUUUAUUAAAUUUAGGUAUUUCAUAUGGUAAAUUAGGAUAGGAUUAAAAUGCUUUGAAAUAUAAAGAAAUGUCUUUAGAAAUGAGGAAAAGAUUAUUGUAAAUUAAUACACCUGAGAUUGCUAGUGCAAUGAGAAGUUUAGGAAUUACAUAUGAGAGGAUUGGAUAAGAUUAAAAAGCGUUUGAUUUAUUUAAUGAAUCACUUCAAAUAAGAUAAAAAUUAUAUAAUACUGAUCAUCUUGAAACUGCUUAGUCUUUGAUUAGUGUUUCUAUUGCAUAUGGUAGACGCUAAGAGCCUUAAAAAGGUAUUGAGAUAGGAAUUUAAGCUUUAGAGAUGAGAUAAAGGAUUUAUAAAAGAGAUCACUAUGAAAUAGCAUAAUCGUAUAAUAGUUUAGCUUCACUUUAUGAUUAAACAUAGUAAUUCGAAAAAUCUCUUGAAAAUGGCUUAAAAGCAUAUGAAAUUCUAUGUAAAUUAUAUAAAAGAGACCAUAUAGAUUUAGCUUAGUCUUUGUUCGUUUUAGGAACAUCUUAUGAACGCUUAGAAUAAAAAGAAAAGUCAUUAGAAAACAAAAUUAAAUCUCUGGAAAUGAAAGAAAGAAUUUAUAAAGUGGAGCACCCUGAAAUACUUGUAAAUAUUACUAGUUUAGCAUUUUAAUACCAGAGUUAUGGUAAUAUUGAAAAAGCAAUUGAAUAUAACUUGAAAGGUUUAGAAAUAAAAACUAAGUUAUUAUCAGAUGACCACCCUGAUAUUUCUUAAUUACUUGUUAAUAUUGCAAAACUUUAUGGUAUAUAAAACAAUUUUGAAAAAGAGCUUGAAUUUGAAUUAAAAGCUUUGGAAACGAGAGAGCGAUUUUAUAAAAAUAAUCAUCAGAAUAUUGCAGAAUCUCUAUAAAAUUUAGCUUUAUUUUACUAAAAACAAAAUGAUCAUGAAAAUGCUAUUUUAUAUGGACUUAAAACUCUUGAAAUGAAAUUUAAAUUAUACAAAGAAAUAAAAUAUGAUUUUUUAUCAACAUUUACAAUAUUAGCUUACUCUUAUGAAAGUUUAUCUUUAUUAGAUGAAGCUAUUGCUUAUCAAUUAAAGGUUAUUGAAUCUAAUUAAAUUCUUUAAAUUGUUGAUGACUUUGAAUAUGCUAAGCUUUACUCUAAAUUAGCAUUAUUAUACGAUAAGUAGGGAAAUUUCGAAUUAGCUUUGUAAUGUGAUCAGUAAGCACUGAGUGCUUAUGAAAAAUUUUAUCAAAAGGAUCAUCCAGAUAUUGCCAACGCAAUGAGCACUUUAGCUAUUUCCUACAGUAAAUUAGGAGAUUUCUAAUAAUCUAUUAUCUAUAAUUAAAAGGCACUCGACAUAAGAAAAAAUAUAUAUGGUCUUGAAAACCUUGAGACAGCUUAAUCUUUAACUAUGCUUGGAGCUCUUUAUUAAAAAAUAGGAGAGAAUUAAAUGUCUUUCGAAAAUUACUAGCAAGCUUUAGAGAUUAGAAAAAAAUUAUUAUUAGAAAAUGACCCAUUAAUUUCAAGUUCUUUAAAUAGUUCAGCUCUAGCAAGCAACAGAUUAGGAAAUUUUGGAGAAGCUAUAAAAUAUUGGUUAGAAUAGCUAAAUAUUUUUGAAGAAGAUUCUAAUGAAAAGGCAUAAACUUUAACUAGAAUUUGCAUAUGCUACAAUAAACUUGGGGACACACAAUAAGCUGUUUUCUAUGCAGAAUAAGCCUUUCAAAUGAAAUAGAGAAUGAUUUAAGUAAGUAAACAAGAAGUUUAGUUUUCACUAAAUUUGUUAAUUUCUUGUUAUGAAUAAAUUGGGGAUUUCUAAAAAAGUUAAGAAUUAAAACAGCUAAUAUUAAUUCCAAAAAUCUAAAAUGGAAAUGAGAAUUGA